GGCCUAUAAUGCUACCGACUAAUACUCACCCGCGGAGACCCAGUUGAAUCUCGCACCAUGGAGUCCAUCCAGCCAUGGAUAGGACCCCUCAUUGAACGCUCUCUGUCUCUUUAUUCGCAUGGGCAACUAGAUGAUCUAGAAGUCGAGGACGAUGGAAGCAACCUGCGAUUUAAAGUUCCUUCGGGACGCCAUGCCAUGAUAACCGCGUGGGAUAACAUGAAGAAUUGGUCCAAAGCAAGAAUCACGGAUCAGUUGACCCAACUCGAUGCGAUCAUCUCCGAAGAGUCACUCGAAGUAUACAAUCGAUCAUUCCCCCAUCGACCGGUGGACAUCAAGGAAGCCAGAGGAUGUUCCAUUCGGCUACUCGAUUUUGAGAUGGUUCUCGAAUAUGCCGCUUCAAGUCCAGGGAUCCAUCUCUACGUCAAGCGUUUCGAUGUUGCAUGGGAGGGGUUUAGGUACAAGGGCCCCGUUCCAGGGAGAUUGCCGAAAAAAUCGAAGGAACUCAUGGAGUUGGUAAACCAGGCCUUCAAACACGCUAAGUCGGCAGGGAAAGGGGGCCAAGUUCCGAAAGAUCCUCGCUUUCUUGGCUCUCCUGGCUCAUUGAAGGGUCAUGCCCCCCAAGCUCCUGGCACACAGAGCGUUUUGAUGUCUCAGGUACCUUCAGAUCUCUAUGGAAGGAAUUGGGCGUACAGUUCACAAACAGCCCCGCUGCCAGUAAACUCGGAUCAGCUCCUGGGUCAUCUUGGUGGUGGCGCCCACGUUUCACAGAACGGGUCCCCGUCACAGGCACCGCCUGAGAUCGUGGCCCAACCAAAUAGAGCAGUGGGAACUGACCAGACUCGUGGAGGUGAUGUCUCUAUCGGGACCGAUAGUAGACCUUCGGCUCAAGAUCAUGUGCAGCUCCCGGACCCGGUGUCUGUUACUAGGCUCAAGACUCCCGAUCGAAAUACUCCCGGCAUGGGUGAACACACGAGAGAUAAGACGGAAGAGUGUACAAAUCCCGCGCAGAAUCCAGAUCGAGAAGAAAACGUGGAAAAACAUGCCAAAUCGCCAGCUCAGACCGGCGCCUCGAAACGGACAUUAACGGACAGCGAGGAUCUCAACAGCCCAAAACGCAGCCGAGAAAAUCCUUGGGAAGGUAUGACAAUGAUUUCCAAAAAGGACGUGGAAAUACCCAAGGAUCAGAGGAAACUCUUUGAACAACAUCUCCGUCGUUGGAUACCGGCUUCACCGGGAAGGGAUGAAAUUACAGGGAACGUACCACCUGCACUCUUGCACCAAUGGAAUCAAAUUGCGCUGAAGAGACACCGCAUGGCCCAGCAACCUGGCCCGAGGAGCUCAACACCUAACCCAGCCAUUUCACACGAUGCACAGCCCGAUACACCCAACCGUUCCCCGGAGCCAGACCCAGAGUCCGACGAAGGCUCGCCGUGCGACUGGUCCAUUAGUAAUGAUGCAUCUCCAAGCCGAGGAAUUCCAGCGGACAGCAGCCCCGUGCGAGAAAUACCCAGGGGUAGACGAGGCGACUUGCGAUGGGCUGAGUUAGAUUCCACUCAUAACCAGCCAGAAGCCGAUGCAGAGCCAGAACAAGACAUACGGAUGGAAAGCCCACCAAAACAAGGCCAUGAGCCAAAACCCGACAUGGCUGAUGGUGAUACUGGUAUCGAGGACACCAGGGCUCAUAUACAAGAGACACACGAGUCUGACAAUGAAAGCGAUGACUCUACAAUGGAAACAUCUGUCCCGUGCGCCCUCGGGAGCAAUUCCCAACAAACAAACCCGGCCAGUCAGCCAGAAAACGGUGUCAACAGCUCGGGCUCGGCACACGAGCAGUCUGUCCAAGAGCAUGUGCAGGUCAUGGAAACCCCUGCCAACAAACGUCGAGCGGCGAAGCCCAAAGAGAGUCCUAACCAUACCGACUCAAAUUCGCAGCCGUCUGGGCAGCCAUCGUCAUCGGGGCCAGAGUCGUCUCAAUCUCGUAUACUCAACACAUAUGCAAGCAACAACGGUGAUCCCGAACGCACGGAAGAUACGAAUGUUUCAAUCGGGUCAGAAGAUGGCUCAAACAACGCCAAUAUACUGGGCACGCAAUCAAGUACGGGACACUGGUCAAUGCAAGAAACAACGUUCUCCCAGUCGGAUAUGUUGCUCGAUCCUUCGGUGUCUAGAAACAGGGAACAGAGUGUCGGAGUGGUCAAUUCUACGUGUCAGUCAGAAGAGUCAUCGAAGCCAUUCUCAUCGUACCGAGAGGUCUUGCACUCAACUCAGUCGGAAGAUAUCGAGGAUGCAUCGGGCCCCAGCAGCUCGCUGCCUGAUCUCCUUGUCGAGCAUGCCAGAAGAUUAGCGUUGAAGCGAGGCAUUUCUGAAGUUGAUAAUGACCUAUCAAUGGCGAAGCGAUUCAAAGCGCAACACGACGAAGACCACGAUGUGAGCCGGUCGGUAUCGGACAUCGUCACCCGUCGACAGAGCUAUAUCAGCGGCUCCCCUGAGCAUUUCGAAGCGCAGCGGAUACAUGAGAAAUUCCGGAGGGCCUACCCCAGCUACACGGGGGACUUCCUUCAUUUCACAGAAUUAUGCUCCAUGCUGCGAUCUCUGCGGAGUCAAGGGAAUCUCACGCGGUCUUUCCUAUGGGACGACUUCAUCAUCAAGCACUUGCAAGACUACCCACAGCAUCGGGAGCAGUCAUCCGCCGCCGAAACCAAGACACUGCCAUACGAAGAGUUCUUCCUAUCAACGUAUAACAAGCCCUCGUACAAGAAACGAGAUCUCACCGUUAAGAGCAUCGAGGUCGCGGCCGCACAGUAUGUGCCCCUGAGCCAGUCGAGUCCGGUUCACCAGGCCGACGCAAAGGUCUCAUUCACGGGCAGUCUGGUGGACCGGUUCUCCAAUUUCCACGCGCACUCGUUUGGACCCUCCAGUCAGAGUGCCCAGACCGACCUGGAUAUCGACCGGAUGCCGUCCACCCAGUCAACGGACUCCCAGGAAGACACGCAGGCGGCCGCUGAAGAACAGCUGCUAGGCGAAGUGUCCCAAGCAUCCGCGCGCGAGGAGGCAGACCCCGAGCGCAGUGGUCUCAACAAAGAACGUCGCACAGCGCCUCCCAACCAACAUCCAGAGGAAGCAGGUGCCAGACAUUCCCCGAGCCCCACUGAAUCACAUUACGACGACGCCAUCGAAGAGGCACGACGAAGCCGCGCGCCUGAUGGACCCCCCAACCGCUCAGCCAGCGCCUCCGAAAGCGAAUCAUGCUACAAAGACGCGAUGGACGAGACCAGAAGUAGUCCAGCCGGCGAAAUCCAAGUCGAACCCGACCACCAGUCCACCAUCGAACGCAGCAUCCCCGAAAGCGUUUCCGAAUCUAUUUACGACGACCCCAUGGACGAAACGCACGAAACAGCCAGCAUCGAGCUCGGCGACGACGAGGACAACGACGCAGGGCCGUCCUCCACAGCAGAUGCAAAAGGUCUCCCCUCGCAGGAAUCCGAACCCGAGAGCGACAACGAGAACUGGUUUGACUCCCUGCACCACAUCUGGGAGCGUUCCGAUGCAGACCCGCCAUGGUCAGACGACCGCAACACACCGUUCAAGACGUGGGCGCGGGAGACGCUGAACGUGAAGUCGGAGGUGAAACGGCGGGGGUGGGCGUAUGCAGUUGACGAGAGGGGGGUGGUUCAACGGCCUCGUUGA
Aspergillus campestris IBT 28561 is the source of this 3687-nucleotide messenger RNA. RefSeq lists its product as uncharacterized. The coding region runs from base 58 to 3687 and encodes 1209 amino acids. The record is from RefSeq and is a predicted model, not a curated record. The transcript is spliced from 2 exons. NCBI's taxonomy places the organism in Eukaryota, Fungi, Ascomycota, Eurotiomycetes, Eurotiales, Aspergillaceae.